CAGAAUAGCGAUCAUUUGAACGAAGAGAAACGAAAGAUCUACCACACCUGCAUCAUGGCCGCCAACGGCGCUAAGGCAGCACAACAAGUUGCCAAAGUCGGCAGAAUAAGACGAAUUGGCCAGUACUUUGGUAACAUUCUGAAUGACUAUAAAAUGGUGGCACAAGAGACCUUUCAGGACAUUGCAGACGGCUCCAUCAAAGCUUCUGUGUACCUCACCAGCUUGGUUGCAGCUGGCAUACUCAUCAAGUCAAAUCCCUCCGAAGCAGAUCUGGAAAACGCUCUCCUUGAAAGUGCCCAUGAACUCUCCCUAGUUGGAACAACGAUACGAAACAAAGAGUCAGAUGCACACAUAGACAAUAUGCGGUCUGCACACCGCGAUGGCAAGCUGCACCACACCAGCCUAGGACUGUUCUCUCUGGUAUGGGUCAGUGAGCACCGUGACGAGUUAGAUCUGUACGAGGCAAAGUGUAAACACACCAACGUCCCAUGGUACCAGUGGCACAAGCAAGUCAUUGAUGUCGGUGUUCUAGGCAAAUUUGUGCACAUGUCACGCAAGAUGCAGGACUUUGAUGUCAAUGAAGAUGAAUGGAAAGAUAAAACAUCUUCGUCUUAGAAAUGUGUACUAGUGUAAUUAAUUUUUUUUUCAAUUUUGUCGUGGGCAGGUUUGGAAGAUAUGAAUUUGUGUUAAAAUGAAAGCAUGUUCUUUAUUUAUGGGGUUUGUCUCAAGUAAGGUACUGUUGUGAUUGGGGGCUUUCUUUUAUUUGGUGUGCGUGUGUUUGUGAUACUUGAAAUGAAAGGUGAUAUUUGAGGAGUGUGGUUUUGAUUGCUUUGACAGGUAUACAUUUGGCCAACAUUUUAGACCUUUUGUAAUUACAGUGGAGUCCACUUAUAGCGAGUACG
Molecule: messenger RNA, 902 nt
Organism: Aplysia californica (California sea hare)
Lineage: Eukaryota; Metazoa; Mollusca; Gastropoda; Aplysiida; Aplysiidae
Product: mitochondrial import inner membrane translocase subunit Tim29
Exons: 2
Coding region: 55-615 (186 amino acids)
Biological process (GO): protein insertion into mitochondrial inner membrane
Cellular component (GO): TIM22 mitochondrial import inner membrane insertion complex
Source: RefSeq, a predicted model, not a curated record